AGAUACUUAGAGGGACUUGACUCACCUCUUCGUGUUCUCCACUGCUCUGCCAAAUCUCUCUCUCUUUCUGUCUGCUCCCACCUUUACUCUGUGAAUCCGUUCAGAAGAGCCAUGUCGUUCACAAAAUCAGUCAAAAGGACCAGCUACGGUUCCGUCCGUUCUUCAGGAGGAGGAGGAGGAGGAGGAGGAGGAGGAGGAGGAAGAUCUUUUUCCUCACAAUCUGCUACUUAUGGCGGGGGGUCAGCCCGUAAAAGCUUUUCUUCCAGUUCAAUGAUGAGGUCAGGCAUGGGAGGUGGUGGUGGUUUUGGUGGUGGUGGUGGUUAUGGUGGUGGUGGUGGUGGUGGUUUUGGAGCUGGUGGUGGUGGUUACGGAGCUGGUGGUGGUGGUGGGGGUGGUCUUUUCUCUUCUGGCGGUGCUUAUGGUGGCUUUGGAGGCGGCGGUGGUGGGUGUAUCGUCCCCACGAUCGCAAAUGUCCAAUGCAACCAGAGCCUGCUGGCUCCUCUGAACCUUGAGAUUGACCCCAACAUCUCAUCUGUCCGUACCGAGGAGAAGAAUCAGAUCAAGGGUCUGAACAACCGCUUCGCCAGCUUCAUUGACAAGGUGCGAUUCCUGGAGCAACAGAACAAAAUGCUGGAGACCAAGUGGAGCCUGCUGCAGGAGCAGACCACCUCCCGCUCCAACAUCGAUGCCAUGUUCGAGGCCUACAUCGCCAACCUGCGCAGACAGCUGGAUGGACUCGGCAACGAGAAGGUCAAGCUGGACGGAGAGCUGAGAAACAUGCAGGGACUGGUGGAGGACUUCAAGAACAAAUAUGAAGAUGAAAUCAACAAGCGUGCUGGUGUAGAAAAUGAGUUUGUGCUCCUCAAGAAGGAUGUAGACGGUGCCUACAUGAACAAAGUUGAGCUAGAGGCCAAGGUUGAUGCCCUUCAGGAUGAGAUUAACUUCCUCAGAAGUGUCUUCGAGGCGGAACUAAAUGAACUCCAGGGCCAGAUCAAGGACACUUCAGUCAUUGUGGAGAUGGACAACAGCCGCAGCCUUGACAUGGAUGCUAUUGUGGCGGAAGUCAGGGCACAGUAUGAGGAGAUCGCUGCCCGCAACCGUGCUGAUGCCGAAAGCUGGUAUCAGCAGAAGUUCGAGGAGAUGCAGACCAGUGCUGGCUCGGCCGGAGACGACCUCCGCAACACUAAGAAUGAGAUUGCUGAGCUCAACCGUAUGAUUGCACGCCUCCAGAAUGAGAUUGAGUCAGUCAAGGGACAGCGUGCCAACCUGGAGGCCCAGAUCGCUGAGGCUGAGGAGCGAGGUGAGCUGGCUGUCAAGGACGCCAAGGCCCGUAUCAGGGACCUAGAAGAGGCCCUGCAGAGAGCCAAACAGGACAUGGCCCGCCAGGUCCGUGAAUACCAGGAGCUCAUGAAUGUCAAGCUGGCUCUAGAUAUUGAGAUUGCUACCUACAGGAAACUACUGGAAGGAGAGGAAAUCAGAAUUGCCGCCGGUCCUGCACUGGCAACCAUCCAUAUGCAGACCUCAUCCAAAAGCUAUGGUGCCGGUGGCGGCGGCGGCGGCGGUGGCUAUGGAAUGGGCGGCGGCGGCAGCGGUGGCUAUGGAAUGAGCGGCGGCGGCGGCGGCUUUGGAAUGAGCGGCGGCGGCGGCGGCUUUGGAAUGAGCAGCGGCGGCUUUGGAAUGAGCAGCGGCGGCGGUGGCUAUGGAAGCGGCAUGAGCAUGGGAGGAGGAGGAGGCACAAUGUCAUCAAAAUCCUCCACCACCACAUACUCUAGCCGCCGUUAAUGAAAACAGCAGUUGUCUUCCUCUCCUAUCUUCGUCUUCCCCCAUUUUGUUUUUCUUCCCCAUGGCCCAUUCAUAAACGCUUUCUAUAAAUCCCACCACCACUCUCCCUGCACACAGAGCAGUCUCAGAAAAAUGCUCCAUUCGACCAUUUACCACUAUAGCAGAUCCAUAUAAUGGUAGAGCUCUCUGUUGCAUUUGGUUCCUGUGUGGCUGCUCUUUGCCACCACAUUCUCAAAAAGUCAGAGAUUACAUUCAAGUACAGAGAGAUUGAAUGUAAAAGAGCAGAUAUGUGAGUCAGUCUUCUUCUUUGAUCAGUCAGCCACGCUGUCUUUUGGUUGCUGGAUAUGCUGUUAUGUAGACAGGAGGAUACUUGUAGUAUCAUGGCAGAGAAUCCUUACAAGGCAACAAUCAUUGCACACAAAAAGACAACAGCAGUUCUAAGAUUUGCACAGGUGGAAAAGUGGGUGUGGUGCUAUGUCUUGCAUUCAUGAGGCUUUCAUUGCAGGCGAGCAUAUGUGGUGCCACACCUGUAACUUUCCUUCUUCAAUGUCUCAUCUGCUGUCACACAUACGUAAUCUUGUGCAUUUCGACAUCAUCAAAAGCAGCCACAUAUAACACUUUUUCGGGAUCCUCUUUUUCAUCUCCUGUCAGAGAGAAAAUGAGCUCUCCGCUUCAGCAUUUUAACGGUGUUUAUGACUUAACUUCUAUUUUUCACCCUGAAUAAAAAAACAUGGCUAAGGCUGACUGGAACAACCGGAUUUAUUGUGAAUUUGUACCACCAAAACAUCUGGAAUAAAUCUGGUUUUAUAUUUGGCA
Molecule: messenger RNA, 2598 nt
Organism: Platichthys flesus (European flounder)
Lineage: Eukaryota; Metazoa; Chordata; Actinopteri; Pleuronectiformes; Pleuronectidae
Product: keratin, type II cytoskeletal cochleal-like
Exons: 9
Coding region: 112-1782 (556 amino acids)
Biological process (GO): keratinization; intermediate filament organization
Cellular component (GO): keratin filament
Molecular function (GO): structural constituent of skin epidermis
Source: RefSeq, a predicted model, not a curated record